Hippocampus zosterae (dwarf seahorse) is the source of this 3842-nucleotide messenger RNA. RefSeq names its product ST6 (alpha-N-acetyl-neuraminyl-2,3-beta-galactosyl-1,3)-N-acetylgalactosaminide alpha-2,6-sialyltransferase 3 (gene st6galnac3). The transcript is spliced from 5 exons. Gene Ontology annotation, molecular function: alpha-N-acetylgalactosaminide alpha-2,6-sialyltransferase activity. Bases 218 to 1126 code for a protein of 302 amino acids. The record is from RefSeq and is a predicted model, not a curated record. NCBI's taxonomy places the organism in Eukaryota, Metazoa, Chordata, Actinopteri, Syngnathiformes, Syngnathidae. Gene Ontology annotation, biological process: oligosaccharide metabolic process; ganglioside biosynthetic process.
CCAAUAGGAUGGCAGCCUAGUCUCUGUUCGCAGCAGCUCCACUUUGGGAUGUGGAGGGAGGGAAGGUGGAAAAGGGCCGCAGAGAAGACGAAUAACGGUACUAACCCUACAGUUGCUUUUCGGCCUUUUUUUUCCUUCCCCACCGAAUGUCCCGGGAGACCUUCCGUGGUGCAGCGGUGCUGCUGACGAGCGUUCAACGAGCAACGUGGAAAUAAAGAUGGCCUGGAUGUGGAAGAAAAAGUCGGUGAUUGCCACUGGCCUCGUAGCGGCGGUGUCACUCUUCGUGGUGGCCGUCCACCUGGCCGAGAAGCCCUACUUCCCGUGGCAGCCCGCCUUCAGUGGCCACUGGGCGCCGUCCAAGCAGCCCUACCAAGCUUUCAAACCUCACGCAGGCUAUGUCAGCAUUCCCAAAAUGGAACCCCUGAAGCUGAAGUGCGAGCUGUGCAGCGUGGUGUCCAGUUCGGGCCAGAUGCUCGGCCAGGCGGCGGGGGCGCUCAUCGACCGCUCGCCGUGCAUCUGGCGCAUGAACAACGCUCCCACGCGGGGGUUCGAGCGCGACGUGGGUCGGCGCACCACGCUGCGGGUGGUGUCGCACACCAGCGUGCCGCUGCUGCUGCAGAGGCCGCAGCACUUCUUUGGCCAAAACAACGACACGGUGUACGUGGUGUGGGGCCCGCUGCGCAACAUGCGCAGCGACGGCAAGGGAGUGGUCUACAACAUGUUGCGGCAGGCGGCCGACAGCUACCCGCACGCGCGCAUCUACACCACCACCGAUGACAGGAUGAACUACUGUGACAUGGUAUUCAAGAAGGAGACGGGCAAGGACAGGAUCCAGUCGGGGUCGUACCUCAGCACAGGCUGGUUCACGCUCAUCCUCGCCAUGGACAUGUGCAAAGAGAUUCACGUCUACGGCAUGAUCAACGACACUUAUUGCAGGACCGAAGGCUACCGCAAAGUCCCCUAUCACUAUUACGAGGCCGGAAACCGGGACGAGUGCGCCGAGUACCUGUUGCACGAGAGUGCCCCCUACGGAGGGCACCGCUUCAUCACGGAGAAGACCGUGUUUGCCAAGUGGGCCAAAAACCACGCCAUCAAGUUCUUCAACCCACCCUGGCAGCUGUCGUGACGCUCGAAAAAGGCUUAUUCCGAGACUCAUUCAUUCGGUUUUUGCUUGUUUGGCGAGUAGUUGACGGCUAGCGGGCGCUUCUUGUCAUUGACGACAUGCAGCAGUCCAGCCACGACUUUUUUUUUUUUUUUUUUUUAAUAUCAGGACUAACCCGAAGGAAAAAACUGUUGUGGUCACUGCAGGUCCGUUCUGGUGGCCUCAGAAUCGAGAGUUUGCUCCCCCCUUGGCAACAACCAAAGGCAAAGAUAUCGGCACUCCAAACUGUCACGAAGCAAGUCACAAAGCAGUCCAGCAACGACUUCAAUUGUCACUUGUUCUUGGUCACGCUAAGUAUGCUCUGACGGGUUCAGAAUCCAGCGUUUGCUUUGAACGAGCCACAAAUGAAGGCAGAGGCAGAAGACGUCGCCACUCCAAACCCUCCUAAGCUUUUGAGGAUGUUAGCACUUUUUUUAAAUGUUUUAUUUAGUAGCGCUGGUCAUGCAAUGGUUCAUUGUUUUAUUAGAAGGAUAAAACUGAAGGAAAAAAACUGCCCAGUCACCAGUUAGCUGCUUUUGCAGACACUAACUGCAAAUGUAACCGAUUCCUGUUCCGAGGAACACGCAAGAAUCGCGAAAGCCCUCAAGGAUCUUAUUUUGGUUGUCAAACUAUCCGCCGCUUGUUUUUUCCGCUCGCUCAAGUCAAAACCGAAGGCAGAAACUGUUCCUUAGAACAUUUUAUCCCACACGUCACUGCGAUUUUAACGGAAGACGCGUCAAAGCAGGAGUCAAAUAUCUGCUGCGUCUUAAACUUGCAACCGAAGGCAAAUUGUGCCGUUGUUUGCCGUGUAAACCCUCACAACGCCUUCGUUUUUAUUUAUUUUGCAGCGCACGUUAGCUCCACACGUUUACUUGUAAUUUAUUCUGCAGAGAUGCGUGCAGUUGGACUUCGAUGACUCCUUCAAAAAGUUGGACCUCUUUUUUUUCUUCUUCAAGUCUCGCUACAUGUCGCCCGGUGAUUCAAGCUCAUUUUUCCUUCAGGCUUUGGCCUCAAUCGGCUUUUACUGUAGCAGUGAGACUCAUCACAUCCUCCCGAUGCUUUCAUUUCGAUUGCAUGUAUUUUCUUUAAAGCACCACGUUUCCUCAAAUAGUAGCAUCUGGUGCAUCAUCACUUCACAUAAACGCCUUCCGCAAAUAAAAAACGCGGCUAAACGCUUAGCCUGUUUGAACUCUGUUGCUAGCCAAAACAGCAGCACACAAAAAGUCGGAUGAAUGCGGAGACUUGGCGUACGUCACAUUCUUAAACAUGUUCUUAAUUUAUGCUGCGACCGAGUGACAAUUAGACCGUAGACUGAGUCUGCGACCACUCCGCAGUGUCGUUUCUGGCAAUUGUUAUUUUAUGUUGCGAGGCCACUUAUUUAUUCCACCUGGUUUUCCCUUUCCGGUAAUGCGCCGUAUGAUCUUAUGUUCUGCUCAUAUGUCGUCUUUUUAGCCUUCGAGUAGACUCCCAACAUGGGGCUGCCUCCAUAAUGGUCCUAAUUUGUCAAUUUAGCGGGAACAAAUGUAGCAAGGCGCAUGUUUAGCUAGCUAGCUAGCUAGCUACACAGAAAAGAAAUGGCAUGUUGAAAUGACUCCCAUUUUAUUUUGUGACUGCAGACAAUACAAUCAUCUGGAUUUCGAUUUUUUUUUUAAAGUACUGUAGCUGGAACCGGAUGAUUUUAUGUCGUGCAACCACUUGACGAAAUAAAAUGUACUCCAGUGUACUACAGUAACCACAUUCGUUCUGUAGCUCCGAGAACAUACUGGUGGCUCAGUCCACUUGAUCCAGACCUCCUUUUCACCCUUCAUCAACAUUCUUAGCAUGUAGCGACAUUCAGUCUAGAAACACACAAAUCAGACAUUUACUGUUUCCACUUUCAAGCAGAAAUCUCUGACGCUUGUUAUCGUUCUCACAGAAACCAGAGAAAGAUAUUGCUGUCCUAGUGACACUGGCGGGGCUCAUAAGGUUCGAUUUCCGCAAUGCUUGGAGUCACUGUGAACGCCUACAGGCAGCUUGCCAUUUAUUGACCUUUUUUUUUUUUUCUAGUAGAGACUGGAGGAAUUUGAUGAUGUCAUCAUGCAUGUUUACCUCAAAGGUGGACGCACACACAAACACACACACACUGUGAUUGUAGCAGCGCUCAGUUCAGUUUACAUGCAACGGAGUUGAUUUUUAAGAGAUUUCGCUGCAACCCUUUUCUUCUGUGUUUUCUGUUUUUGCUGCCUCACGGGCCACUCCAAUCGGUACACCUGCAACAUUCUCAUGAAAUCCAAGAUGACAUAAUUCAACCUUUACAAAAAUAUUAAUCUUUGAAUGGUAUGUUUAUUAAUAUUGAGGGUUUUGCACUGCGUCAUACUGACUGUUUUUAAUUCUUUGAGGGGGUAAGAUAAAAGAUCGUUUUAAUGUUUCAGGUCAAAGUGUCCUUGUUAACACGUCCUUGCGUGCUUGUGCGUGUGAUAUUGAAUGUAAACCAGCGCUGAAGUAUUAACAAGCAGAAUUUCUACCGGUGCAAGAUUAAGCAUCAACGUGCUACAUUGUUUUUAUUCAGCAGGAAAAAAAAAAAGAAGCUCCAUUUCAAUUGUUUGUCAUUUGCUUUGUAACGCUACAUGGCAUAUUGUGAAUUGUUUGUUUUUUUCAAUUGAACAUGAAUGAAUUGGAUUUGUUUUUUGGCAUUAAAAGAAGCGAAAAGCACUCGAGUUCA